AUGGACCCUUUAGCUUCCCAACAACAACAACAACACAAUCCUGACGAUAACCAACAAUCCCUUUCCCACAAUCCUCAAUCCGAUUCCACCACCACCACCGACUCAACCUCCUCCGCUCAACAACGCAAACGCAAAGGCAAAGGUGGUCCCGACAACUCCAAGUUCCGUUACCGUGGCGUCCGACAAAGAAGCUGGGGUAAAUGGGUCGCCGAGAUCCGUGAGCCACGUAAACGCACUCGCAAGUGGCUUGGUACUUUCGCCACCGCCGAAGACGCCGCACGUGCCUACGACCGAGCCGCCGUUUUCCUCUACGGGUCACGUGCUCAGCUCAACUUAUCUCCUUCAUCUCCUUCCUCCGUCUCUUCCACUUCCUCAUCCGUCUCCGCCGCUUCCACUUCUCCUUCUUCCUCCUCUUCCUCCACUCAAACCCUAAGACCUCUCCUCCCUCGUCCCGCCGUCUCCGGAGCCUCCGCCUUUGGUCCGUACGGCGUGUCUUAUAAUAACAACAUCUUCCUUUCUGGUGGGCCCUCUAUGUUGUGCCCUAGUUAUGGUCUUUUCCCUCAACAACAACAACAACAAAAUCUGAUGAUGCAAGUGGGACAAUUCAAUCAUCAGCAACAGUAUCAGAGUCUUCACUCUAGUAAUAGCAAUAACAAGAUCGGUGACGUGGAGCUCACUGAUGUUCCGGUAACCAAUUCGGCGUCGUUUCAUCAUGAGGUUCCGUUACGGCAGGAAGUACAAGGAGGAAAUGGGUGUAAUAAUAAUAAAAACUCGAUGGAGGGUUUAAACUCUCUAGCUGGUUCGGUUGGAUCGAGUCUUUCGAUGUCUACGGCUGUUCUUGAUCCGGUUUGUUCUAUGGGUAUGGAUCCAGGUUACAAUAUGGUUGGAGAUGGAUCUUCUACGGUUUGGCCUUAUGGUGGAGAAGAUGAGUAUAGUCAUUGGGGGAAUAUUUGGGAUAACUUUCUUGAUCCUUUGCUUGACUUUUGA
This is a messenger RNA of Microthlaspi erraticum, 987 nucleotides long. NCBI's taxonomy places the organism in Eukaryota, Viridiplantae, Streptophyta, Magnoliopsida, Brassicales, Brassicaceae. The record is from the annotation of a GenBank genome assembly.